This is a messenger RNA of Parasteatoda tepidariorum (common house spider), 1359 nucleotides long. The record is from RefSeq and is a predicted model, not a curated record. NCBI's taxonomy places the organism in Eukaryota, Metazoa, Arthropoda, Arachnida, Araneae, Theridiidae.
UACAUAUAUAGUCUCAUUUUUAAAUACCAAGACUGAUACCGUGCGGGAUUCUGUGGUUUCAAAGAACUAUAGCUUUGUUCUAAGGAUUUUCAAGUAAUAAAUGGAUUACAAGUGAUUACUUAAGUUUGCUUAUGGAUGACUUUUUCUUUCGAGAACUCAGAAGAUCCAAGAAGCUACCUUAAAAUUGAUGAGUCAGACAGAAAGUUUGGUUAUGUAGAUUGAAAAAUAAAUUCCUUUCAGAAGAAUACGGUUAUCAUUAUUAAGUAAAGAUGGGUGUGACAAAUGUCUGUGAGUUAUGUGUCAACAUGAUGUGCCACCAACGUGCUCUGCAUCACAUAAUCAUCUCCCAAUAACAAUCAGAGAGUGGAACAGCAUGAAGAAAUUGCUGAUCGGGUAUUCAGCAUGUGUAGUCUACUGGCCAUUCUCCCAAUCUGUGCUGUCUUCGUGAGCCUUCUCAUUUUCGUCUUUCAGUUCAUCGUUCUGCCUUCAGACGAAUGGGGACAUUUUUAUUCCAGGAGAAUUAGAGGUAUACGGGAAGAGAGUGGUCACUUUGGCUUAUGGCGACUCUGCUCAACAACCCGUGGCACCGAAUCUUGUGUCCACCCAGAUGACAGUCCUCUCCAACUGCCCACGCAUGCAGCUUGGGCAGGUGCCCUUUCUCUUAUUCAUCUAUUCCUGAUAGCUUCCUUUGUAGUGUUGGCCAUCAUUCGCGUCAUCCAGGUAUUCAAAGACACGCCAGAUCUCUACCUGGGUACAAAAAGACUUUGCGUAGUCAAAGUUGGAGUCGCUCUCACAUGCGUUGUUAUUGCGAUAUCUGUUUCCAUUCUAGCAAGUGUUGGAGAUGGAACCUUUCGGCAAUUUAACGUCUAUAAAGGAUGGGCAUUUUGGAUUCAGAUUGUCAUAGUUUCUGUGGACAUCGUGAUGCUGCUGGUGUGUGCUUUCGAAAAUAUUCAAUAUUGGCAGAUAAGAAUGGUGGAACCUCCUCAACCUGAUCCUACCGACGUUUACCCUGAAACAUUCAUAUCUCCCGACUAUGAAACAUUUGAAGAACCCCGAAAAGUAGUUUACGUCAAAGAUGCAAGUGUCCAAUCAGGAGACAGCUAUUUACAGGUGCCAGAUUACCACGCAAGGAAAAAUCAGAGAAUGUUUGAGGAUACAGACAAUCGGGGAAAGACUGUCAUUGUGAUACAAGAUAGUCCACAUCCACGCAAGAAAACAGUACGCCCCACCCAAGUGAUAUGAAUACUCAGUAUUUAAGAAUCUCAUACCUUUAAUGUUAAUAAAAUAUUUACAGAAGAAAUAUCAAUCAGCCUUCAAAUGUGAAUGUUGAUCAUCAUUAAAACCUCAUUUUUGAAUCUU